Molecule: messenger RNA, 1338 nt
Organism: Canariomyces notabilis
Lineage: Eukaryota; Fungi; Ascomycota; Sordariomycetes; Sordariales; Chaetomiaceae
Exons: 5
Coding region: 1-1338 (445 amino acids)
Biological process (GO): cell surface receptor signaling pathway; adenylate cyclase-activating G protein-coupled receptor signaling pathway
Cellular component (GO): plasma membrane
Molecular function (GO): G protein-coupled receptor activity
Source: RefSeq, a predicted model, not a curated record
AUGACGCUCUUCCACUUCGAUAUUGCGCCCCGGGCGGCGCUGGCGGCGCCGACAGAGCCUUACAUCAUCCAGAUCCAGAGCGCCGUUAUUGUGGCGGCCUCGGUCCUGUCGGUCUUCGGAGCCGGGUGGAUCAUAGCAAGUUUCUUUGUCUUCCCCAACCUUCGGAGCUUCCGCCACCACCUCAUCCUCGGCCUAGCCAUUAGCGACUGCGCCAUGGCGUUUAACUUUCUCGUCUCCUCCUCCAUGAACGUUGCCGGCCGGUGGAUAGGCGCCCCAGAGCAGGCCCGUUUCUGCAGCUUCAACGGCUUCAUGACCCAGGUGUUUGUCAUACAGACCGACUAUUGGGUUCUCAUCAUCGCCGUGUGCACCUACUUUGUUUUGGCCGACCACAAGAGGUCCUCGUCGUGGGUCCAGCGCCAUGUCGCCUUCAUCUGGGCACUGCCAUGGACCUUGUCGGCGCUUUGGGCGGCCAUUGGCUUGGGCGUUACUGGGUAUGGCGACAUUGGCGCCUGGUGUUGGUUUACCUCUGACGAGGUCCGUCUGUUGGUCAACUUCGUCCCACGAUGGACCAUCAUAGGUGUGAUGGCUCUCAUGUACGCAAGACUGUACCUACUUCUAUUUCAUGCCCACCGCAGCUUGGUGUCGAGCACUCCAAGCGGUUCGGGCUCGCGCCAGCUUGAUGCCGGGAGCUCAGGUCACGCCGAGGGAGGCGUGGUAUCAGCGAGGCAUACCCGAAGAUUGAAGAGGCUCGCUCGUCUGAUGCUUCUCUACCCGCUUGCCUAUGCCGUCGUCUGGACUCUUCCCACAGCAAUCCGGAUCCAUCAGACAGUCACGGGGGAGGCGGCGCCCUGGCAGUUGCAGACCGCGGACAAGGCGUGUAUCGUGCUGCAGGGUUUUGUGGAUGCCGCCAUCUAUGGCGCCACCGAGAGUUGCCUGUCGAGCUGGCGGAAUCUCCUGUUUCCUCGAAGGUUCCCGGCCGUCAACGACAUUGGCAUGGGUGCGCAGUUAGACACUUUGAGCGGCAAGCGGCCCUCGCGCAUGUGGAACCCGCCACAUACGGCCGAUCAACAACUGGCUUCGCGGUCCUCAAACGGGGACGUGACGCGAUCGGGGAACAAUGAUUCGGUUGGUUCCCUGGCCGUUUCAAGCACCGAGGAGACCGCGGUUGAAGGUCGUGACCGCGGCGGGACCGGGAGCUCCGAGGGGACCCUGCCCAUCAUGGGAAUCCGGAAGACGGUGGAGAUCGAGAUUAGUACCGCCGACGAGACAGCAAAGGCAGCGCCCCAGAUGCCGCUCAAAACGUACUUCCCAACUCCGCCACGAGAUCGUAAUCCGUAA